Molecule: messenger RNA, 537 nt
Organism: Stegastes partitus (bicolor damselfish)
Lineage: Eukaryota; Metazoa; Chordata; Actinopteri; Pomacentridae
Gene: lrrc51
Product: leucine rich repeat containing 51
Exons: 4
Coding region: 1-537 (178 amino acids)
Molecular function (GO): protein binding
Source: RefSeq, a predicted model, not a curated record
AUGGAUGGAGCUCCAGUGGACUUGUCCUUCAAAAAUAUCAGCAGUCUGACAGAUGCGUGGACAGAGGAACCCAGCAGCGGUCUGCGGCCUUUACAGAGAAAUUCAGAGAUGAAAUACCUAAGCUGCUCCCUGCGUCUCAACAACAACAUCAUCACCGACCUUUAUGACCUCCAGAAGACGGUUUGCCACUUCCUGGCUGAGCCAUCACAUCUGGCCUGGCUGGAUCUGUCCUUUAACAAAAUCACACAUGUAGACCCAGUUUUGGGCGAACUACGAGCACUGCGUGUGUUAUAUCUUCACGGCAACAACAUUUUUAUAAUGUCAGAGGUGGACAGGCUGGGAGUGCUGCCACAUCUACACUCUAUCACUCUACAUGGAAAUGCCAUAGAAACCAACAAGGCUUACAGGAAUCGUGUGAUUUCUGUUUUGCCUCAGUUAAAGAUGAUGGACUUCAGUGCUGUGACACGGCAAGAGAGAGUCUUGGCACAGAUCUGGCAUCACUGCGGCAGAAGCAAUAAGGAGACUCUCAAGCAAUGA